Verruconis gallopava is the source of this 2529-nucleotide messenger RNA. RefSeq lists its product as hypothetical. The record is from RefSeq and is a predicted model, not a curated record. Bases 492 to 2321 code for a protein of 609 amino acids. The transcript is spliced from 6 exons. Lineage: Eukaryota; Fungi; Ascomycota; Dothideomycetes; Venturiales; Sympoventuriaceae.
UGCCGAGACUAGUGACCGCACAACGGGAUCGACCCAUGUCUCAUGAUGUUGUGGACAAGCCUUUUGCACACGCCCUGGGGCCGAGUCAUCGCAGGGCGAGGGCGCUGUCAGCGAACCCCUCCAUCGCGGACCAAACGGGGACGAAAGCGAGCUGUCGAUUCACACGGAAGUUCAUUUCCUCCACACGUGGGUUCCCCAGAUUUCGAUGAUCUCGCCUCGCAGCGGCAAUUGGCUCGCUUGCUGGAACGCGCCCACGUAUCGCUCCCGCAGCUGACUCGAAAAUCACCGAGUAAGUCCGUGUUCUUCGAACGACCCAAUGACAAAUGCAGGGUCCCGGCUCCAUGGCCAGCAGCAAAUAGGCUGUGGGCAAGAAACGUCCUGUGUGACGACCCAGACGUCAGAUAUCAAAUUCCCACCUGUGUUCGUCGACGCCGCGUCCUCCGAGCAUGCUGUUUCGAGGUGCAUCUCGUCCGUGAUACUAAUCACUCACCAUGGCGACUUCAGGGUUCGAUACGAGUGUCAUCCUGGGCGAUACUCCCGACUUUGGCUGGCUUGAAUAUGAGCUCGACUUCCUGAAGCCAGACUUCUCCGUCGAGUCGCCGAAGAAUACAGACCAUUCCGGAAGCUCUCCGCAAAGCCUGACGGGCACGACGGAAAGCAACGACCCUAUAGUCCGUACUCCUGGAUCCGAGGGCGAUGGAACGAGCUUUCCCUUCCACCGCAGAGACAGCGUCACGAACGAGGAUAAACCGCAGGACGAUGUGUUCGUGAAGCCUCCCAUCCCCGACCGGUUGAAGGUAAAACAGCAGCUCUAUCCACUCCCUUUCACCAAGAGCCCCAAUCAUGAUGAUAUGAGCGCUCUUCAGGCACAGUUUCCCACCGCAAGUGGAUUCAGCCUAGACAGUCCGGCGAGCGUCCUCGAAACUACGUACAGUCUCGUGCUGGGUCCAUUCUUUCAUCAGUUGAUUCGAAUGUUCUUUCAAAACAUCCACCCGUACUACCCCGUCAUCGACGAGUUCGACUUUGACGCCUGCUUUUGCGCGCCUGUCGAUGAUGUAGCCCUUCGUAAUAGUCGAGCCUGCGUGCUCGGCGUCAUGAUGCUGUGUGCAUCCAUGUAUCUUAGCUCCCGACAGCUCUUCGGCUACUCAAGAUGGACACAGCACUCUUUGCAGCAAUUCGCUUUUCGAGCAGUCAAGGAGCUGUACGAGAAGUGGAGCGAGACCGGCGACGACUACAGCCUGACACAAGCAUGUAUGCUCCUCAGCUACUGGAGUCCGUGCUACGCCGAACCACGCCACAACUGCGGCGAAUGGAUACAAAAGGCGUUCGUCCACGCAAAACUCGCAAAAAUCGACGAACCGUCCAGUGGCUCCAUCACAGACCGCAGCCGUCUGAUCUGGAUCUCGUGUAUACUUCGCGAUCGCGCUCUCAGCUACGCUGGGCGACGACCGCUGCACCCGUAUUCGACAAGACCGAAUUGGAUUCGCGUUGACCGCGAGGACUUUGGUCUCGAGAUAUGCCUUCCGCGGUACAGCAACAUCACGUCGCGGACCGAGACUGUCGACGCGUUUCUGGUCUUGUGCAGGCUGAGCGAGAUAUUUGCAGAUAUGGGCGAGUUCCAGGAGAGGCUUAGGCCAAAGCUACAGGACAGCAACUUUGAGUUGGGACGGAAGGACAUCCUGAAGAUCUCACAAUUUGACAUACGAAUACGGGAAUGGAUAAGAGGGUUCAAGCAUUGGAAGACUGGUCCUCACGCUCCCACUAUACUUGAUACCAAAGGCCCUUCCUAUCUGUGGAGUAUUGUUGGCGAGUCCGCAACCGCAUCUCUCUACCUACCAUUUAUCCGAUUGACCUGCAAGACGGAUCCGCUAGCCUCCAAAUUUCCCGCCACCGCCAUGCAGAAGCUCAAAGAUGCAUCGUCCAAGGCCGCUGAGAUCGUCCGAGAAUUCCUGGUCGACGUCAAGCCAGAAGAGAUGCCGCCAUUCAUGGGCACCUGGCUCACGCUGCCCAUCAUCGUUCUUUUGGUGUCUCUCAAGUGUCGCGGACCCGCGCAGUCUGGGUCGCCGGAGUCUACUGCCGACAUACAGAGGCUACGGUACCUGCUGUCCGCGCUCCGAGUGUUCCAAACGCGGUACAGAAGCGCUAAAUUCAUAAGGGAAGUCUUGGACAAGGUCUCGAAAGAGCUCAAGCUCGGUGUGUGGGACAGCAGCUCCACAAGUGAGACAACCGAGCCAUUAGACGAACCUGUACUACUGCUUAAGGCUGCGAUAAUGAUGUUUGAGGCCUUUCGAAAUGAUACGACAGGUGCUGCACAGCGUUAAAGCUUCUUUGUAAUGUAUGUUAGCAUUUUCCAGGCGUCGGUGCAAUUGUUGGGACUGGUGGGUGGGGAGCCAGACAUAAAAUGCGUGAGCAAAGGUUCAAUGAAAGCUAAUGUGAAACUUAGCCAAAUGUUUUUUUUUAUGAAAAAAAAAAGAAACUUAAACUUUUUGAUGACAUACAACCUCCCAUCAACGAUUUCGUAUGUCUUGU